CGGGAAGAGGCUCCAGCUCAUUUGCAGUCCGAGAAGUGAGGGUGAAGCAAUGUAGAUAAAGCACCAAGUCCAAACAAACGCGCAACACAACCAACAGCAUGGCCUUGGAGCAGCCACGCGGGGCCUUAGGAAAGGUCUCCAUUGUAUUUGCAGUCAAGCUCAAGUCAUUUACCUUCCUGCCAGUUCUGAAAAAGCUGCCUACGGAGAAGAGGGUGAAAUCAGUGUCAGAGAAAGGAUCGGGUAAACUUAGUGAGGCUGUAGGAGACCAUGGCACCGCAGAGGGAAAAACAGAAGGUACUUACAAGGCUGAGGUUGUGUACAUUAGUGACAUGAAGCAACAAGAGAUAACCAAGCACUCUGAAAUUCAGCUGCAUAAAUCUACUACCAAGUCAGCUGUUGCCCCAUUGCCUACUACCCCAGCUGUGGCUGAUGCUGAAAUAGGAUUCACAAGUCCAAAGCCUAGCGCUGGCGCCCUAGUGACAUCUGCUAAUAAACACCCAGUGUCUCCUCAGCUAGGGUAUCACAACACUGGAGCUGAGAUCAACUCAGGGCUGUAUUUAAACACUGAAUCUCAGAGAGAGGAGGAGGUCCUGAGCCCAGUCAGUUCUGUAGAACUUUUUACAUCUCCUUUCUCUUCCAAAGAGUCAAUCCAUUCUGAGUGCUGGGAGCAGGACCCAGGCUGGUCAGCACUCCGAAUGCUAUCUCCUAGUGGUUCUGUCUCCCCCUGUUCGUCUGUGAGGUCAGGGGCUUUUUCCCCGUCAGUGAUGAAAAUCAAGUGCCACACACUUGUUCCUGGCUCCAGUCUAAUGCAGAUGAAACUUAACUCCUGCCAGAUACUCGACUGCAACAAACAUAGCAUCUCGCCAUGCCCCAUGUCCACCCGUGCCCGUCACAGGCCCCCACCCACACAACUGUCAUUAUUAACAGCCAUCUUGAGAAAGGGCCGUUUGCCAGUCCUUUCUUCUGCCUUGAAGAGGCCAUACUCUCCUUGUUGGCCCAUUAGCCCAGUCUACAUGUCCUCCUGUCUAGCCUGUUCAGCAGCUUCAGCUGUACCUCCCAUGGUGGGCUUACGAGCAAAGUCUUGCGUGUCUAAAGGCACAACUUGUACCGAUCCCAGUUGCAAAGCAAGACCAAAGCCCCCAGGUUUAAUCGCUGAGACAGAGCCUGUGUCACCCAAGAACCAGGACAAAGGAUGCCUCUAUUCAACAACAGUGGAAACAACAAAUGCAAAUGAUGCUAACAUGCAUGCAGUUAGAAGUAGGAUUAUACCAACACCAGAAGGAAGAGGCUCUUUGUCAAGCUUGUCAAGCUACUCUCCACUGGUGCCUCAUUCAGAACCUCUGUACAAACAAACCCAAAAAGGCAUUCAUGUAUCCACAGACCCCAGCUUUUUGCUUGGUACAUCAUCCUACAGAUCAGUGCCUGUUUCUCCUGAGCCCCAAAUGGAAGGAAAUGUACACAAAUCAAAUGGUACCUCUCCUAUUUUAAGAAACACAAAACCUUUUCAGACAUCAUCCUCUGAUUUAAAACCCAUGCAAAUGGCACAUGAACGAUCUCUUACCCCUGAUCCCAAACCCAUUCAACAGUCUCAAGACAGAUUAGCUUCAGCAGUCCCAAAGUACACAGAUGUCAAAUCAGGCUCUCAUUUGCAAAACAACACAAAAAUUUUCCAAGAACUAGAGAGAAUUCAUUCACUAUCACCAGUUUUUCAACAUUCUCCUUCCCCAAGGGUUGCUGGCCUCACCCACCUCUCUAACACACCUUCUGUUUCACCAGUCCUUCCCUCAUCAAGACCAGGCACUUCUACAUCAGACCGCUGCACAUUAUCAUCAUCUCCAGCAAUUCCCUAUCAUCACCUUUCCCCCUCUCCCUCUUACUCCCUCUGUUCCUCGCCUACUUCAUCCCUAAGGGAAAGCAGUCCAGAUCAUAUAGACAGGGUUAACAAAAAGACACACAAGAUCAAGUCCACCUACAAGGCUUUUGCUGCUAUUCCAACCAAUACACUCCUUCAGGAACAGCAGGCAAUUGAUGAUGAGAUUAAUAAGAAUAUUGAUCCUCUGGACCCCAGCGACAGUUUUGCAUGGGAGGACCCUCAUUCUCAGAUGUGCAGCCCUGCCCAGCUCCGACAGCAGUCCACAGAGCUGUAUCAAGUGAUUGAUGAAGUAUUAAAGGACUCAAACCGAGCAGAAGCAUCGAGCCCUGCUAAACUCACCCCGAAGUCUGUGGCAUCUGAGACAACACGGAAACUCACACCAUCACCGUCACCAAGAUCUUUAGGACGAGAAACAAAAUACGCUAAUUUUCAUCACCAUCCUCCUGCUCCUGCUGAGAAAACACUGACAAAGCCUGGGGUUAUAAGACCAGCCGUGGUGAUGUCAAGAUUAGAUGAUGACAAAGAGAAAAGUUGUUAUUAUCAGACACAGCAAGAUAGUUUCUCCACAGACCAUCAGUACAAGGAUGCCAGCAGUACGUUGCCCAUGACGGAUGAGAUCCGUGGAAGAGGAGAUUUGGAAGGAGAGAGGGAUUCCUCUGAGGUUCCUGAGAAGUGUGUGUCAAGCUCGGUGGACGUGAUGAAUCAGGCCAGGGAACAUAGCACUCCGUCGCCGAGAAGCACAUCUCUGUAUAAAGUGUCCUCACCUCUGUAAAGGAGUGAAAAUGGAAACUCGGUAUACUCUUAUUUAAGUGUUCACACAGAAUAAGUGAGUCAGAGAAACAGAAAGAAAGAAAUGUAACAGUGUGACCUCUAACAUUGUGAAAUCACGCAGUGAAACCAAGACAGUCUCUUUUAAUGUCAUUACUUUACUGAGUUUAUCCUUAUACAUUUUCGCUGUUUCACUGAUUUAAUGUCAUCUUUCUGUUGAUUAAGUGAACGAGAAAUGCAUGUCACUUUUUUAAGGCUGUUAUAUUGCAGUACACUUAUUAGAGGAGUUCGAUCACAAAUCUGUUUUUGUACCAUUUUCCUUUCUUCUGCCUUUUUUCUUUUUCUACCAUUUGAUUUCUUCUUCUACUUUUUCUUUUCUUUUCACUGUUUCUUAGGGCCUCCAUAAGGUCCACACUUUGCACACUUUGUCUCUCUUCCACAGCCCCUUAUACACCUUGAGGUGACGACGGAUUGAAGGACUGUGCUAUUGUGUAAAGCUAUUUAAGUACUUAUAGAAGAAUGCUCUGCUUACAACUGUAUGUAUUUUAUAAAUCUUUUCUUUCCAGCAUUGGUAUGUAUUUAUUAUAAACGAUUUGUGCUGUAUUCUGAAAUAAAAAAAGGGGUUUGUAAAGAGGUUCUACAUUAAAUUUGAUGAUUAUGUUGAUUUGACACUUUAAAGUUAAAGUGCUAAAAGGAACACACACACACACACACACACACAGAUACAUUAUAUGUGCUGUUAAAUUAAUUCCCAAUCAAUCUAACAAUUAUAUUUAUAAAUAAUUGUAAUAAAUAAAUAAAAUUUGAUUUAUUAUUGUUAUUAUUACUGUUAUUCUAACGA
Molecule: messenger RNA, 3482 nt
Organism: Hemibagrus wyckioides
Lineage: Eukaryota; Metazoa; Chordata; Actinopteri; Siluriformes; Bagridae
Gene: mlip
Product: muscular LMNA-interacting protein
Exons: 12
Coding region: 99-2645 (848 amino acids)
Biological process (GO): negative regulation of transcription by RNA polymerase II
Cellular component (GO): PML body; sarcolemma; nuclear envelope
Molecular function (GO): lamin binding; transcription corepressor activity
Source: RefSeq, a predicted model, not a curated record